Dermacentor andersoni is the source of this 4207-nucleotide messenger RNA. RefSeq lists its product as uncharacterized. Lineage: Eukaryota; Metazoa; Arthropoda; Arachnida; Ixodida; Ixodidae. The record is from RefSeq and is a predicted model, not a curated record.
CUGCCAUAAUCGCCGUGUUUUGGGUGAACGUUUGGCUCGUGCAGACCCGCGAAAAACAAAGUGCGUGUUAGCAAGUGCGAAGUGCGUGUUUACCUACGGUGCGCAGAAGCUUCCGAUGGACGAUGCAAGUAAGCUGAGUGAGGGUCCAGGUUUGACCUGUGUCCAUGAGCCUUGCUGGCGGGGCCUCGUGCGUGAUCCACUUGAUGGAAGUGACUUCUGCCUGGCCUGUGGUGCUCAUCUGGUGCUUUACUGCUCCCAACACUGGAGUGCACCUCGUGCAGCAGCUGCGGUUCGAGCUUUGGCUUCAGCUCUUCACGACUUGCCCCAGCCUCUUCCAGGCCCACUGCGCACUGCUGCUGCUCCCCCCAUCUGGUCCAUGGUUGCAGCGGCUUUGCACUCAUUCAUAGGCCGUACUCCUGACACUGAAGCUAUGUAUGCAGCUGCACAUGGUAUGUGCCGUGCUGUUACAUUGCUUUCUUUGUCGGGGAUGCCUGAUGCCCCUGACAUGUUCAAGAUGACUGUUGAAGACGUUGUUGACAGUGUGUGCCUGGCAAGUAGCAGCUGCCCAGAGAAGACGGAAGCACAGCUAACAGUCUUGGCAGUGAUGGCUGGCGUGGAUUCUGCAGCAGUGGGCAAAGCCAUUGCGUUGAGGACUGGUGAGGUGGAAGCUGCUCUAGUGCGGCACCUUGCAUCAUCGUCAUCAUCCGAGUGCACUCUCCAGCACCUUGCCCGCCUUCUUUCUCGCCUGUGUGAAGAUGGCAUUUCACUACGCAAAGCACUGCUGCCGCACGUGCUCCAUCGGUCUGCUGUAGUUCUACAUAUGUCUCGCAGCCCUCAGCUUCAGGAAGAGUUACUGCAGGACCUAUGCCAGUUGCUGCCCUGGGCCCUUGCAAGCUCCUCCCCGCCGCCUAAUGAGAUAGACUCUGUCUCAAAGCUGCUGGGCUCUCUGAAGGCAGUCGUGCUGCAAGCCAAGCAAGUGUCACUACGCAUGGCAGCAACCCACUGCAUUACUGCCCUUGUGUGCACGCCAGCUGCCACACUGUGUGCCCAGCUCCACUUGCCUGAUGUGCUUGUGGAGUGUCUUGCAUCAGCAGAUGCCCUCUUUCUUGAGUCUCUGGUGAAAUGCCUCUGCCGCUUCAGCCAGUGUCCUGUGUUUUAUGAGAACCUCCUUGUUGCCUAUGCUCUUCAACCUCUGUUAAUGUCUGCAAGCCAGCUGGUGACAUCCAAACGAAUGGACGCUGCAGCAAAUGCUCUCAGCCUGCUUCAGGAACUACUUUCCAGGCAGCAAACCUUUAGGGCAAGUCAUGACCUUGUGAAGUUGUUUGUGCAACAUCUGUCUGAUCAAAUGGCUACGGGUCACCAGGCGGUAGUGUUGGCUGCGCUCGAGGUGUUUGGAGAACUGUGCAGUGGAUUUAUUCUUCCCACUCCUGUGCCCUUGGCUCUGCUGAGACAGCAUGUUAAGGUCUGCAUGGACUCUUUGUCUAACGCAUUGGCCUCAUCAUGUGGAAGCUGUUCCGGUGAAGCAGUCACUGCUGCUGCUGGCCCUUCAGUGCCACUUUCUAGGAGCCAGGAGCAGGAUUUAAUGGAAGGCAGGCUCCUCUGUGCUGGCCUGCACCUUUUGCUUCGAUGGGCAGAGGUGCACAGGUACAUGUGCCAAGAUCCUGCAGCUAACGAAGAUUCCUAUGGAUUGGAGUUGACGCCUGAGGACCGACUGAACUGGCUGGUGUCUUUUGUUGUAGGGCAACUCGUUGCUGUUUUCCUGCCUCACUGUCAGCACUGCCAGCAGCCUCGUGCCUGUGAGAAGUUUCUGGAGUGCCUGUGCAUGGCGUUCUGCCUUGCAGAGGAGCACAGCGCCACCAUGGCACUCCAAGUGCUGGAAGAGCGCCACGUGCUGCUACCCUUCUUGUGGGACAUUAGGGUGCACCAGAAGGAGCUAAUUCAGCUCACUGGUGUAGCAUUUGCCUGGUUUCUGUGGUUUGCUGCCGGGGAUUUCCGAGACGCUGAUUUGCUGGCCACCAUCCAGAUGGGGUGCCAAAGUUUGCCUGAUUCAUUUGCAGAGUGCCUGCACUUGCUGCUCCAGAGCCACAGGACGCAUUCCGAUGUUCAGCUGGCCGUGCUUAUGCUGUGUGUCCUCCAGUGGGAGCAGCUUUCGUGCAGUCAAGAUGACAGUGCUGGACCUGAGCUUGAGGAAAUGGAGCCACCACCGCUGUGUUUUGCCACUGCAGUGGCCAAUUAUGUGCUCAUCAAUGGCUACGCCAGCUGCCAGAGUCUUCUGGUGCUUUCACUGCUCUGCCAAAUGAUACCGUCCAUUGCUUGUUCCAGUCGUGGCGACAAGAAUCUGGUAAAAGCAGCGAGCCAGUGGCUGCUCAAGUACUUGCACGAGAGGGGUCAUUGGAAAGACGUGCUAGUUCCUGAACAGCAUGUCCUGCUGUGGUGCGUUUCGACCAGUUACCACCAGGAGCUGCUGGGAAACUAUGCGUUCUGUGAGUGGAUGGAGCUACUCGAAUUGCCCGAAGGCCUGGAGGUGCAUCUUAGUAACUCACAGGUAGCACUUAAACCUUUGGUGAGGCUGCUUACUUCCUCAGAUGAAGGUAUGGCAGAGAAAGCAGUUCGUUUUGUCAAGGCAUUGCUCCGAAAGAGUCCUGCCACUGAGGCUGUAGGACACCGCCUGCGAACUGAACUUCUAUGCUUAUCUGUGGAGAAGUUCACUGACAUCUGGCACCAGCGAACAGCGGCAACAGCCCAUCUAGAAGAAGAAAACCAGCUGAAGGUGGUACGACAGGCAGCGCAAGGCGCCAGGGAGACAGAAUGCACUGCCCAGCUAGAAGAAGAAAAGCGCGUGAAGGAGGUGCCACAUAGCAUGGUGCCACCUCUCGAGGCUACGCAAAAUCCGCACCGUGGAUCUCGUGGACUGCUGGCAUUCAAAAGAGCACAGGGUGUCAUCCGAAUGACAAGGUGUGUCUCCUUUGGUCCCACUGCAGACAGAUGUCUCUGGCAACUGCUUGAACUUGUGGUGCUGUGUAGGGAUGCUUCCUUAGAAGGGCUCAUUGUGGUUGAAGAGCUGAAGCAACUUUUCGAGAAGGUUAUGCACUUGACCUUGGAGUCCAACGUGUCACAUGCGAGCACUGCACUUGCCUACUUCUUGUUCGUGCUCAAAGCUGUCGACGUGGAUAGAGAUAGUGCCGCCUCUCUGCUGCUAUUCAGUGGCCAAUGGUUGGGAUGGCUGGAGUCGCAACUGGCCGCAGGCACUCCACAUGCUUGGUCACUUCUUGCUGCUCUGGCCUGUAUUCAGGAACCUGCCAAACUUGUGAGCAAAGACACGGUGCGCAUUGCCAUGCGAAACUUCCUGCGUGAACUUGGCCAUGUCGAUCCUGGUCGUGUGCUGCCUGCUUUGACGUUGUUACCAGUGUUGUUGCAUGGCACCUCUGUGGUGCAGAUGUCAUUGCGCUACUGUGACUGCAGCAGUAUUGCCUACAUCCUGGCCACACACAUCGCCAAGCGAGACACCCAGUUGCGAACUGCUGCCCUAGACUGUCUGGAGGUGCUGCUACCUCAUGCACAGCUGUUGGCCGAUGAUGAAGGCUGCCUGAACUGUAUCUCUGCCCACCCAUGGCUAAACCGUGUGCUGCUGCUCAGCUUCUUGAACGAAGACUGCACCAGGCUGCUUUAUCUGCUGCUGGAGGGUGAAAUAGUUAGUGAGUUGCUGGCGAGCCACCUGCCACUGAUCACUGAAAGGCUGUGCCAGGAUGACAGCAGCUUGGCAAGGGCUGUGGCUGCUAAGCUGCUGUCCGGAGUAUACAGCAGCCGGCUCAGCAUUGAAGUUCAGGGACAGCUUCGACAACUGCUCUCCCCCAGCCGUGCCAUCACCAGCGACUCUCCAGAUGCGAGCGACCUCACUCAGUGAGGCGCUUGCUUCAUCUUCGCCCAAUUGCAUCCACUUAUUUAAACAUAGCGGAGUGGAAUUUGGAUAUCGUUUCAGAACAUGUUAGGUGAACAUUAUGAAAUUGACAGGCUAUAUGCUUGUUUUUACAAUGUCUAAUGAUUGCAUUUCUCUUGCCAAUGUCUACUUUUUAAAUGUAUUUUUACUAGCUUUUAUGUUAGCGCAAGGAAAAGUGCUGUAGGACACUGUGAUACUUUUUUCAUGUAUCCCCAAUAGUUGGGGCCCCCCGGUGCACCUUUAUGAAUAAAUAUCUUUUUCUACAGUUUA